This is a messenger RNA of Styela clava, 1760 nucleotides long. RefSeq lists its product as uncharacterized. Gene Ontology annotation, cellular component: extracellular region. Lineage: Eukaryota; Metazoa; Chordata; Ascidiacea; Stolidobranchia; Styelidae. Gene Ontology annotation, molecular function: cytokine activity; growth factor activity. The record is from RefSeq and is a predicted model, not a curated record.
UGGUUCAGACGAUUCAUUUGCUGAGUGGUUUCAUGGCCUAACAGAGGAACGAAAUCGCAAAACGAAAUGUUUACGACUCCCAUUUUUUGUGUCGCGCUCACUUGCGUUGUAGUAUUGGCUGAGGCAGGUUUUGCUCCUUCUGAUAGCGAGGAAUUUAAACUCACAAGAUGUCUUCUGCACAAAACGCGAGAGCAUCGAUGCACCAGAAUUCUACGUGCUUUUCGGGCACAGAGAGUCAAACAUGAAUUCUGCAAAAAUAAAAUUUCAGGUGCUAUUAGCGAAGAUGAGCGAACUGUAUUCUCUUCUCCAACCAGCGAGUAUAUUUGCGCACUGAGUGAGUACCAGAACACAGAAAGAAGCAACCAAGAUGUAAUGAAUUCUACAUUGAAUGUGGGAAGUUGCAAUCGCAUUUUUUCUUCGAUGAGAAAAACUUGGAAACAAUUUUUUGCUCAACGUGACUACGAAAGUCGUGUUCAGAACCCGAUGAUGAAAAGACGCAAUGGGUCAAGAAUUUUAGCGAGGUUCAGCGCGGGUGUUAUUGCUGACAGAUUCAACCUCGGCAAUCUGAAAGCUGCCGAUCUUAUAAUAUCAAGAUCCGCAUCUGAAGACAUCGAAGUUUUCGGAAAAUAUGCAGUAACUGUCACAUUCCGAACUACAGACCAUGGAUACAAUGGCGAUGUAAUAGUACACAACACAUUGCAGGCAACCUGCCCUUCGGCGGGAAAUCGAUUUUUCGUUGCGGGGAUAAAUCAGAAGGGUAUACAAAAGAUUUCGAGUUAUACUCCCGACCAGCAUGACUUCUUCGAAUUUGAAAUUGAAGUUUCCUCUCAAAAACAAAUCGUGAAAGUUGAUGCAGAUAGUUACCUGGAGCAACAAUUUGACAUUGGACUAGAAGUUUCCGGACUCGUUCUUCAUAUGACCAGCACAAGAGCGAUUCUGCCUUUGAGGAAUGUGAAUAUUGACCGCACCAGCAGAUCUAAACGCAGUUUGAGCUCAAAUUCUGAAACAGAGAGUUGUCGGCGUAAACCUUACUCCAUGGAUUACAGAAAUAACGAUGCGGUCAUUCGUCCAUAUGAAAUCGACAUCGGCGAGUGUGUAGGGAGCUGUGAUAAAGCCUUCCUUCUUGAUCUCAAUUCUACAAACCAUGCACUGAGUAUGCAUUCGGAGCGUCGUAACAAAAAGAAAGAUUCAAGAAAUCCACAGCCAACUGUCUGUUGUGCCCCCAUUUCGUAUCGGAAGCUGCACUACAUAACCUUGGAUGAACGAGGCUCAUUAAUGAGUGCCUACGUGGACAACAUGAUUACUGAAUAUUGUGGUUGUAUCUGAGAAUGGUUGACACCAGAUGGAUGUAAAAUUAUGUUGUACAAACAUUCAAUAUUAUGAUGCUCCGGUUUGGGCUAUUUUUAUUAUUGCUUGUACAAAGCCACAAAUCGGCAGGUAGUUUCUUCAAUUCUAGUAUACCGCCGCAUGCUAACAGACAAAUAAGUUGAUUGAUUUGUUGGGACAUAGCAUGAGAAGUAUUAAAUCAGAGUUACGAUAUUCGCUUUGUGCUUGAUUUGAGAUGCUUAUAUUAUUCAUAAAAUUACCAAUGUGACCAUCGAUUCGUGAAAAAAUACAUAAUUGUUUCAGUGAAAUUUCUCGAUUGUAGCUGGUACUACCUCUUGUAAAUAUAGACUUUGGCUGUUUUGAACAUUUUUUUUAUUGUUUGUAACUAUAUAAUGUGUUACUUGGAAUUUGGGAUAAAGGUGUCUAAAUGAAUA